Molecule: messenger RNA, 1579 nt
Organism: Panicum hallii
Lineage: Eukaryota; Viridiplantae; Streptophyta; Magnoliopsida; Poales; Poaceae
Product: probable palmitoyltransferase ZDHHC12
Exons: 11
Coding region: 270-1220 (316 amino acids)
Biological process (GO): protein targeting to membrane; peptidyl-L-cysteine S-palmitoylation
Cellular component (GO): Golgi apparatus; endoplasmic reticulum
Molecular function (GO): protein-cysteine S-palmitoyltransferase activity
Source: RefSeq, a predicted model, not a curated record
GACCAUUCCGCCUUCUACUGUUGCCGCUUUUACUUCCGCGCGCCGCACACGUUCGACGAAACGCCGCGGCGCGCCCUCCCCCCGCGUCCACUGAGAUUCGCCUCGCGUCCCCUCCGAUUCCUUCCCCCGCUCCCGCUCCCAUCUCGCGGACCCCGCCGAGAUCGGCGGUGCCCAGCAGGAGCCCGGCUGGAUCUCCGCCUCUCGCGGCCGCCUUGAUGGUCCGUGGGCCGACGGGGCGUUGGCGGCGGAGGAGUAGGUAGCUCGCGGCGAUGAGCAGGCUCGCGACGGGGCUCCACCGCCUGCGGAGGUCGGCGUCGUCGCCGUGGGAGGUGCUGUGGUCCGCGCUCGCGUCAUGCGGCCUCGUGCUCUUCUCGCAGCUCGCCGUGGCCAUGGUGCCGCGGCUCUUCCCCUCCCUCUCGCUCCUCGCCAUGCUCCCCAUCGCGGGCCUGGUGUUCCUCGCGGCUAUCGUGCUGGGCCGGCUGUGGAGGAGGUUCAUCGGGGUGGCGGCGUCGGCGCUGCUCUUCGUGCUCUUCAACAUCCUCCUCCUGUGGGGCGUCUACGUCUUCGUCAUCCGGAGAGACACUUCUUCUCUGCUGGACAUGCUAAUAAAUGCAGAAUGUGCACUGCUUCUAUGGGGACUUUACAGAAUUUUGUCUGGUGAUCCUGGUAUUGUUGCUUGUGAUUCUUCAUAUUUAGAGGAAGCUGGCUGCAAGGAUUUUGUGGAAGCUAUUUUCCCGAGUGAGAAGCUCCCAAUGCUCUGUCGUGUCAGGCAGUGUAACUGGUGCAAAGCAAAUGUUAGGGGCUAUGACCAUCAUUGCCCUGCAUUUGGUACUUGCAUAGGACAGAAGAAUCAUCGGCUAUUUAUGGCCCUUUUGACAGGAUUUGUUGUUGCUGAAUCGACAUAUACAAUGUGCUCGACAAAAUAUAUUACCAGAUGCAUCAAUUCAGGAACUCUAAGAUCGGAGAAUCCUGUAUCUCUAAACAUGGUAAUCAGUACGAUGCUCUUCUCUAUCCUCCAGGUGGUCUGGCAGAUUGUGUUCUUGAUGUGGCACAUAUAUUGCAUCUGCUUCAACAUCAAGACAGAUGAGUGGAUAAACUGGAAGAAAUAUCCUGAAUUCCAGAUGAGGGAACAGCCUCAAUCAGAUUCAGAAGUCAAAUUUGUAAAUCCGUAUGACAAAGGCAUGCUAUGUAACAUUAGAGAAUUUCUGAAGCUGAAAUGAUAGGAAAUCAAUUUUGAAGACCUGACCUGAUGGAACUGAAACUUGGGGAAUCAGAAGUGCGUCACAGCUGAGAGAACAAAGCCCAGAAUUCUGGAAGCCUGUUUUCCUAGUUGCUACCGUAGCAUCUAUUGAGAUUCAUUGUUGUGAGCGUCAUUUGGACUCUGCUGUCUAAUUUAAGGUGCAGUUAGCAUUUUUUUGAGAAGUUGUUUUCACUGGGCGUGAAAUUGUAGGCAAGUACCUUGUAGCUGUAGAAAGUUGCUAUAUAUAUGGAGUUGACAUCGUGCUCCUUCAACUCUUAUGUUAUUGUUGCUCCCAGAAUUAAUGUAGUGGUAGUAGUGGUGCUUUUUGUUCGUAUGAAA